Messenger RNA from Ichthyophthirius multifiliis, 1323 nucleotides. Its product is annotated as leishmanolysin peptidase, putative. Lineage: Eukaryota; Ciliophora; Oligohymenophorea; Hymenostomatida. The record is from RefSeq and is a predicted model, not a curated record. The transcript is spliced from 6 exons.
AUGGACAUUAAAAAAAGAAUCCACAAACGACGUCAAAGAGUAAAAAAAGAAAUGUUUCUAGUUUCUAUGACACAUGGAAUUAUUGAAGAUGAAAUUAAAAGAUUAAAAUUAAUUUCAACUGAAAAAGAUCAUGCCUUACUUUUAAGCGAAAAAUAACUAAAACAAGAUCAUGAGAAUUUUUAAAAAUAUUUGGAAUAAAAUAAAUAAGCUAAAUUAGAAGCUGAAUAAAAAGCUAAUAAUGUAAUGAAAGAAAAAAAAUCUAAAGAGUCUGAUAUCAAAUAAAUUAAUGUACGUUUAGGAACUCUUAGACAGGAAAAAUAAUAAAAAGAUGAUUAUGUAGCAAUGUGCACUUAGCAUAAAGAAUUUCUGGAAAAAUUAACACCUAAAGAAUGGCUUGAAAAAAAAGAAAAAGAUAAAUUAAUAUAUAUUGAGAAAAAAAAAAAAGAAUGGAUAGCAAAAUAAUAAAAAAAAAGUAUUGAGUCUGAUGAUUAAAAUGAAAAAGAAUCUAAAGUUGCUGGAGGAGUUAAAAAAAAUAGUAAAAAUAUUUAAAUAAAUGAUAGUAAAGAUAAACAUAAUUUAGAACAUAUAUUUUCUUCAUAAUUUGAAAAUGAUUAUAAAUUAGAUUUUGAGUUAAAUUAUGAAAUGUAUUUCAAAUAACCGAAUUAAUUAGUUGAUUAUUUUGAUGAUUUAGAAAGAAAAAAUAUAUUUUAAAUACAAAAUUUUUAAGAAGAUUAGUCUGCAUUUGAUGAAUUUAAACAAUAAUUUGAAAGAGAAAAAGAUUUUUUAAAUCAAAAAGCUUUAGUUUUAAAAUAAAAUAAAAUAAAUUUGCAAAAACAAGUUGAUGAAUAAUUAAUUUAAAUAAAAGAAUUGCUAGCUAGAAGUGAAGAUAAUAAAGUAACUAUUAAUAACGAUCGACCUGAAUUAAGAAAAAAUAUAAUGGAUUUAUAUUAAGAGUUUAACUCAGAAAUUAACUUGCAUGACGUUGAAUCUAAAUCAACCCUUGAUAUACUAGCUUAAUAUAAAUAUAUACUAUAUUGUAUUGUCUUUGAUAUAAUUAAAUUUUAAUUAAAGAAAAAAAAAGCUGAAAAAGAUAGAAAAUUUACUUAAAAAGAAUAAAAAUAAAAAGAACAAUAAGAAGACGAAAAAAAAAAAGUUUUAAAGAAUAAAUAAAAAAUAACAUAACCAACUAGGAAAAAAGAAGGAAGAAUAGAUAUGACGAAAAGUGCUCCAUUAACAAAAUAAAAGAAAAAGGAAGUUAAAUAAGUCAAUAACGAAGAAGAAGAAGAUAAGAAAUAUUUUCUGGAAAAAUAUUAAUUUAUAUGA